AACCCAAUCAACAUAUAUGUCAUAUAAUAUAAGACUAAUAAUUUGUGUUAACGUCAUUAUCGAACUAUUUGUAUAAAAUCCAAAAGAUCAAAACUCUCUUGGUAUUUUAAUAACACUACUUAAGAAAACUUACUAUUUAGAGGGACGCGCCAAUUAGGAAAACAAGAGGCAUUUAAAAUGCAAACAAAACAGCAAAGGCCGCUCAACAUAUACUUAAGAAUUACAAUAGAAAAAAUAUCAAAGGUUAGUGGGAAUCAACUCUCUAAUCAAGAGAGCUACCAAUGGAUUAAUUACAUAUAUAUAAACAUAGUUAUGUCUAGGAUUUUAACAUUAUCAUUGAGUACAAAGAACGACACAACCAUUAAAAAUGGUGUCCCAAGGCCUUUCCGUCACCUUAGUUUUUCUCUUAGCAACCCUAAUUAUCACACUUGGUGAAGCCAGUAACAACCGUAAGCUUCUCCAAACUUACACUAACUACCAACAACAACAUUCUCCUAUUCCUUCUCCGGUAUAUUCUCCUCCGGCUGAUCUUCCUCCUCCUCCUACUCCCGUCUAUUCUCCUCCGGCUGAUCUUUCUCCUCCCGUUGAUGUCCCUCUUCCUCCUACUCCAAUCUAUCCUCCUCCGGUUGUUUUUCCGCCUCCUCAAGCUUAUCAAGCCUACUAUUACAGGAAAUCUCCACCACCACCACCUUCUAGAUAUGGAAAAGUGUAUCCACCUCCUCCCGCCAAACCAUGGUGGUGGUUGUUGUAAAGCGUCAAAGACAUUCAUGCAUUAAUUAUGUGAUGUCUUUGAUGUCCCUUAAUUUCCCCGAGGUUUCAUCUAUAUAUUCAAUCAUUUUCUUUUUCCUGAUAUUUUGUAAUGUGAGUGAAGUUUGAUCCAUGCACUAAUGGUUGGUUUAACAUUUUGUUAUUUUGUAUUGAUUCUUUUCAGUUUGUGAUCAUUUCAAAUCUUCUCGACUAAACAUAAUUAUGCAUGUCUUCGUUAA
Messenger RNA from Arabidopsis lyrata subsp. lyrata, 986 nucleotides. RefSeq names its product extensin. The record is from RefSeq and is a predicted model, not a curated record. Bases 368 to 751 code for a protein of 127 amino acids. Lineage: Eukaryota; Viridiplantae; Streptophyta; Magnoliopsida; Brassicales; Brassicaceae. The transcript has a single exon.